GUGUGUCUGUAUUAUAUGUACAUGUAUAUGCAUAUGUGGAUGAUCUCUAUCUAUAAAAGAAAUAUAUUGAAAGCUAGCUUGUUUAAACUACGUACGUACCAACUUUCUAUUUGGUUUUCCUUCAUCAAAUUACUUUAAUAGGAUAUAUAUACAUACAUGAUACAUAUACUCCGUUUUAUAUACUUUCUUUACAGACAUAUAUAUGUGUAUAUAUAGCUCUUAUUUAUAUUAAACCGCAUAUCAUAUCGAUCCAUUUAGAAUCUGGAAGCCAAUUAAUUUUCAAAAGAAGAAAAACCAGUCUCUAGCUAAGACGCACGUACGUAAAUAGAAUACCCAUAUUCAUACAGAAGCUAGCUUAGCUUAGUUAGCAAAGAGUGGGAAUUGAAGGAGAAAAGAUCGGGUCGGGUUAAUGGGUUUAAGAGAUAUCGGAGCGGCUUUGCCUCCGGGCUUUAGAUUCUUUCCCAGCGACGAAGAAUUGGUGUGCCAUUAUCUUUACAAGAAGAUUGCGAAUGAAGAUGUUCUUAAGGGCACUUUGGUAGAAAUUGACCUCCACACUUGUGAGCCAUGGCAGCUUCCUGAGGUGGCAAAGCUGAACUCCAGCGAGUGGUAUUUCUUCAGCUUUAGAGACCGAAAAUACGCAACCGGAUUCCGUACAAACCGGGCAACCAUUUCCGGGUAUUGGAAAGCCACGGGGAAAGAUCGGACGGUCAUGGAUCCUAAGACUCACGCGAUCGUAGGGAUGAGAAAGACGUUGGUAUUCUACAAAAAUAGAGCGCCUAACGGCGUCAAAACUGGCUGGAUCAUGCAUGAAUUCCGCCUUGAAAACCCUCAUAUUCCUCCAAAGGAAGACUGGGUUCUAUGCAGAGUCUUCCACAAAUCAAAGGCAGAAAGCAGCGAACAUCAUAUGAGCAACAUGUACGACAAUAGCAUCAUGAUACCACAUGAAACAUUCCCUAGUUACGCCGUCAAUGGCUCUCCACUGCCUGCCGCCAUCCAAAACGCUUCCUUUCCGCCGACUACGGUUGCCUACUGUCCGAUCUCAUCUACCGCCACGCGUCAAAAUCAAAGCUCCACUAUAGCUAUGGCAACAACCAAUGCGUUGUUCAACAACUCUUCAUCAUUAUCCUUGUCAGCGCCAGAGCAGACAUUUCUCCGGUCGUCGGGGCACGAAGUGGCACAACUAUCUAAGUGUGACACUGAUCAGUUUGCCUUCUUGUUCGACAUGAACUUCGAUCAACAAGGUUUCGAGGACGGAGGAGGUCAUACCACGACUACCCGUCUUGACGAGAUGGCAUUCGAGGAUGAAAAUGGCAUGGUUUUCAUUUGAUUAUAUGUUUAUAUGUAUGUGCACUUGUGUCUCUUUGUCUGUGUUAUUUGUUUACUUGUGCAUAUGUAAAUUUAGAUGGACAUUAAUUAGUUAAGGUGAAAACAAACAAAUAGGAAUGAAUAUGGUGGCUUCCAAUUAAUAUAAAAUUGUUGAAUGGCUAAAUGCUUGCAUGUAUAAUGCAUGUACCGGCUAUGAGACAAUCAUUAUGUUUGGUUGGAUUUGUAAUUUCCUAUUUGUUAGGAGUAGUAACUAGGGUUACUCAAAUGGUAGGGAUCCAUGGUCAGUAGUAGUCGUAUGUGCAUGUAUAUGAUUUUAUGAUACGCGUAAUUUUAAUUGGCGAUUUGUGAAAUAUACUUAAUAGUAUC
Messenger RNA from Cuscuta epithymum, 1692 nucleotides. The record is from the annotation of a GenBank genome assembly. NCBI's taxonomy places the organism in Eukaryota, Viridiplantae, Streptophyta, Magnoliopsida, Solanales, Convolvulaceae.